Molecule: messenger RNA, 1707 nt
Organism: Aspergillus puulaauensis
Lineage: Eukaryota; Fungi; Ascomycota; Eurotiomycetes; Eurotiales; Aspergillaceae
Gene: PDC1
Product: alpha-keto acid decarboxylase family protein
Exons: 5
Coding region: 1-1707 (568 amino acids)
Molecular function (GO): thiamine pyrophosphate binding; carboxy-lyase activity; magnesium ion binding
Source: RefSeq, a predicted model, not a curated record
AUGACCGACAUCGCUACGAGGGAACUCCGCCAACCGGUCGAUGUCGCCGAAUAUCUCUUUCGCCGGCUACAUGAAGUCGGAGUUCGGUCGGUGCACGGUGUCCCUGGGGACUACAACCUCACGGCUCUCGAUUACUUGUCAAAGUGUGGACUUCACUGGGUUGGAAACUGCAAUGAACUUAAUGCGGGUUACGCCGCGGAUGGCUAUGCUCGAGUAAAUGGGAUCGCGGCUCUGGUCACUACAUUCGGUGUUGGCGAGCUCUCUGCUAUCAACGCCAUUGCAGGCGCCUACUCGGAAUUUGUUCCCAUCGUCCACAUUGUUGGCCAGCCUGAUACGAGGUCCCAGAAAGAUGGAAUGUUGUUGCACCACACUCUGGGUAACGGAGACUACAAUGUAUUUACGGCGAUGAGCAAAGGGAUAUCUACGGCUAUGGCGCGUCUAAAUGAUACGCACGACGCUGCCACGCUAAUUGACAAUGCCAUUCGUGAAUGUUGGGUUCGCAGCCGGCCCGUUUAUGUCACGCUCCCCACAGACAUGAUCACGAAGAAACUUGAAGGGGAAAGACUUAAGACCCCAAUUGACCUUUCGCUUCCCGCCAACGACCCCGAGAAGGAAGAUUACGUGGUUGACGUUGUGCUCAAAUAUCUACAUGCAGCGAAGAACCCCGUCAUUCUGGUCGACGCCUGCGCCAUUCGCCAUCGGGUGCUCGAGGAAGUACACGAUUUAGUCGAAGCAUCCGGGCUACCCACGUUUGUGGCCCCAAUGGGCAAGGGCGCCGUCAAUGAAACGCAUAAAUGCUAUGGUGGUGUUUACGCUGGGACCGGUUCUAACCCAGGUGUUCGUGAGCAAGUCGAAUCUUCAGAUCUCAUCCUCAGUAUUGGUGCCAUAAAAUCCGACUUUAACACAGCCGGAUUCUCGUAUCGCACUGGACAGUUGAACACCAUUGAUUUUCACAGCACCUAUGUGCGAGUGAGAUACUCGGAAUAUCCAGAAAUCAACAUGAAAGGGGUUCUACGAAAAGUUAUUAAGGGACUGGGCUCCAUCAAGGCCAACCCGGUGCGAUCUAUAUCAAACACGCUUCCAGAGAGCGAAAAAGGUUCGAGCGAGCAGACAAUCACCCAUGCAUGGUUAUGGCCCAUGGUGGGACAGUGGCUGCAAGAAAACGAUAUUGUGAUUACUGAAACUGGAACUGCAAACUUCGGUAUCUGGGAUACUCGCUUCCCGUCCGGAGUUACCGCCAUCAGUCAGGUUCUCUGGGGCAGUAUCGGAUACUCAGUUGGCGCGUGCCAAGGCGCUGCUUUGGCCGCGAAGGAACAAGGAAAUCGCCGGACAGUGCUGUGGGUGGGUGAUGGUAGCCUACAACUCACUUUGCAGGAGGUCAGCACCAUGAUAAGGAAUAACCUUAACCCAAUCAUUUUUGUCAUCUGCAACGAAGGAUACACCAUCGAGCGGUUUAUCCACGGUUGGGAUGAAAGUUACAAUGACAUUCAGACCUGGGACAUCAAGGGCUUGCCGGUUGCAUUUGGCGCGAAGGAUAAAUAUAAGGGCUACAAGGUGACGACUAGAGACGAACUCAAGAAGCUAUUUGCCGAUCAGCAGUUCAACUCGGCUCCGUUUUUGCAGUUGGUUGAGGUCCAUAUGCCUCGUGAAGAUGCCCCUGCUUCGCUCCGGAUAACAGCUGAGGCGGCGUCGUCUAGGAAUAAAUAG